UUAUAUAUUCGCAAGUGAAAUAUACAAACAUACAGAAAUAUAGAAAUCACAACCUUUAUAGCAAACAAAACUAUAAAUAGAAAUCACAACCUUUAUAGCAAACAAAAUUACAGAUAGAAAUCACAACCUUUAUAGCAAACAAAAUUAUAGAUAGAAAUCACAACCUUUAUAUCAAACAAAAUUAUAGUUAUAGAACGCAAUUAUCGAAAUUAUAGUUAUGCAACAUUACUAUGACUGUUAUUUGUAAAAUUUACCUUGAACAUUAAAAGUUAUUGAGCAUUACCAUAGCAACACAUUAAUACGUCAGAAAAAGCAAAGAAUGUCUCCAUUAUAUUUCAAAACUUCUGAAGAAAAAACAGUUUUUAAGUUCAUUUCAAUUAAAUAUAGUUCAGAUCCAAGUAAAAUCCCAGUCAGCCAAAAAAAAAAAGAGGGAGAAUUAAUUUUUAAAAAAUUGUCCUUGAAAGAUCUAAGAAGAGACACAUAAUCAUGUGUAAAUGAAUAAAAAAAACUCUACACUACUUUUAUGGCCAACUAUAAAUAAUUACACUUAGCUUUGUUGACAUAUAGUGCACUCUAGCUCAAUAAUUUUCUGCUCCAUAACAACACUUUAGCCAUAAUUUUCCAAAUUAAUCAUCCAUUAUUUUCAAUGGAUUUCCCAAAGAAAAUGAAGGAAAAAAUUGUGGAAAUUGUGAAGAAAACAAUGAAAAUUGGAAAAGAUGAUCCAAGAAAAAUUUGGCAUGCAUUUAAAGUGGGAUUGGCACUCACUUUAAUUUCAUUGUUUUACUAUUAUAGGCCUCUUUAUGAUGGCUUUGGACAAUCAGCUAUCUGGGCUGUUUUAACUGUGGUCGUUGUAUUUGAAUUCACUGCAGGUGCAACUUUGUGCAAGUGUUUAAAUAGAGGUUUUGCCACAUUAACAGCUGGGGCAUUAGGUGUUGGAGCAAAAUAUUUUGCUGACUUAUUUGGGAAAGAAGGGGAACCCAUUGUUUUGGGUAUUUUGGUCUUUACACUAGGUGCACUAGGUACAUUUACGAGAUUUUUCCCACACAUGAAGAGAAGAUAUGACUAUGGAAUUUUGAUAUUUGUGUUAACCUUCAGUAUGGUGACUGUGUCUGGUUAUCGUGUGGACAAAAUAUUAGAAUUGGCUCAUCAACGUUUGUCUACUAUUCUUAUUGGAGCUGCUACAUGCAUGAUUGUAUCUUUGAUUGUUUGUCCUGUUUGGGCUGGUGAAGAUCUUCAUAAACUUAUUUAUACUCAUCUUGAAAAACUUGCAAACUUCUUAGAAGGUUUUGGAAAUGAAUAUUUCAUAAAUUCAGAGAAUGAUGAAAUUGUAAAGCCCUCUAAUGAAGGAUUCCUUGGAGCCUAUAAAACAGUCCUUAAUUCGAAAGCCACUGAAGAAGCUUUGGCAAAUUUUGCAUGGUGGGAGCCUGGUCAUGGAUCUUUCAGGCUACGUCAUCCAUGGAAGCAAUAUUUGAAAAUUGGUGUGCUUGCUAGAGAAUGUGCAUGCCAUCUUCAAGCACUUAGUGGUUACUUUAAUUCCAAGCCUCAGGUAUAUUAUAUAUUAUUAUUAUUUUUAUUUGUACCAAGUGAGUUCCAAAAGGAAAUAGAAGAAGCAUGCACAAAAAUGUGCAUAGAGUCAAGUAAAGUGCUAAAAGAAUUAGCAUUUUCCAUCAAAACCAUGACGCAACCGUCUUCCUCCGCCGCAGAGAUCCAUCUCUGCCACUCAAAAACCGCCGUCGACGACUUCAAAUCGAUCCUCACCACCACCGAAACACUACUAAUCUCCAACAAAUUGGAUCUAUUGGAAAUUUUUCCGGCGAUUACGGUGGCGUCCGUACUCAUUGACGUAAUCAAUUGCGUCGAAAAAAUGUCCGAAUCCGUUGAAGAUCUAUCGGUUCAAGCACAUUUUAAAAAGGCGAAGAACGAGGAAUUUUCUUCGUCGUCGCCGGAGAAACCGCCGCCGCAGCAGCACCAGCUGCUCCACCGCGGAAUUGUUAAACCGGUUGUCGAUGUAGACGAUGCUGGUGGUAGUGAUUUUGUCGCGAUUGAGAUUUGCGGUGGUGGAGAAGCGGCGGCGGGAAAGGCGGAGGUGAAUCCGGUGGUGGUGAAAAGCUGAGCGGUAUUAGGAGGGAAAGUUUAAAUGAACUUUUUGAGUAAUUUAAACUUUUCCUUUCUAAGUUUUUUUUCUUUCUCGUUAGUUUAUACUAUGUUAUUCGA
Solanum lycopersicum (tomato) is the source of this 2214-nucleotide messenger RNA. RefSeq names its product aluminum-activated malate transporter 8. Gene Ontology annotation, biological process: malate transport. Lineage: Eukaryota; Viridiplantae; Streptophyta; Magnoliopsida; Solanales; Solanaceae. Gene Ontology annotation, cellular component: plant-type vacuole membrane. The record is from RefSeq and is a predicted model, not a curated record.